Gongylonema pulchrum is the source of this 105-nucleotide messenger RNA. The record is from the annotation of a GenBank genome assembly. NCBI's taxonomy places the organism in Eukaryota, Metazoa, Nematoda, Chromadorea, Rhabditida, Gongylonematidae.
AUGAGUGAAGAUAAGACAGCACUACUGGAACAGUUUGAAGCUCUGCACGAGCAGCUGAUGAAUUCGCUUACUGAAAUGGAGAAAAUCAGGGAUAUUGAGGUUUGA